This is a messenger RNA of Moneuplotes crassus, 442 nucleotides long. The record is from the annotation of a GenBank genome assembly. NCBI's taxonomy places the organism in Eukaryota, Ciliophora, Spirotrichea, Euplotida, Euplotidae.
AUUAUAUUAUAUUAUAAAUGAACAGCGAAUUCUUAGGAAUUAGUGGAACUAGCGACCCUAAAUCAGUCAAUCUUAAAAAUGUAAAUAGCUAUACUAAGAAGUUAAUGGCUAGCAAAGGUUUCGACCAUGGUGCCAAGAUGACAAAGAAAGCAAGAAAAGGAUUCCCAUACGAAGCUCUUGUUCAAGACUCUUUAUAUUUCGCAGCAUACAAGCAAUUGUAUGAUUGCGUUGAUAGGACUACUGAGGCUCACAAAAGCCUUACAAUCUCUGAUAUGGAGGAAGCUUGUGGAGAAGAAUGGAAGAGGCUCAGAGUUUUAGGCGUUUCCGGUGAACUCAGAUAUACUCACGUUAAUUCUCCAUACUUCCAAAGUCACUUAGAUGCAGAGAAAGGAUUUAGAUAAUCAUCGAAACAAUGGCAUAAUAACUAUUCAACUUUAUUGAA